UAUAUAUGUAAAUACUCAGUAAAACUGUAACAGUCAAAAUAUUUAUUAAUACUGUUUUAUAUUUUAAAAUUGUUAAUGAGACUAACACAUUUAUUUAUAACUUAAUAAAUUCUUUGAAACUGACAGUCAAGCCAGUAUGUUCCACCGUUUAUAUUAUUUGCUUAUUAUUUGCGGGUGUAACGGGCCGCAUUACGAAGGAUGUAUUCUGAACACCCGAAUCCAUUUUGGUGAACCCCUACCUGUCAUUAUAAGAAAUAAUCGGCUCCUGGAACCGAAUGACAAUGACGGUAACGUAAGACUUAAUUAUGGUGAAGAGCUGAUCUUGAGCUGUGAAGGAGUUGGAACCAUAAGCCAUCCGAGCGCCACGCAGCAGCUUCAGACAGCCUCAAUCACGUGUGCAGGAGGUGACAAUUUUAGGAAUGAUACCUGGCUUACAUUUCCAGCCACAUUCUUUCGAUUUAGAUGCUAUGGCCCGCCAGAGCAUUUGAGCGAACGGACCGAGCGCACGUGCUUCGAGGGAAACGAAAUCGUCGAAGUUGGCUACAGAAUUCAGAACCAAUUCUAUCCCGCUUACGAAACUUGUUUCGAUCACGCUAAAUUAAAUCCCAUUUACUCAAAAUACACUCAAAAGCCAUAUAACGCGUUGUACCAAACGAGAGUGGAUCGACCGUACUUUAAAGAUAACGGUCAUUAUAGACAUAUUCCAGUAGAAACUCUUUUCUCUCCAAGAAACCAAAGAGCCGCGGUUGCUAAAUUUGUCGGGUCGUUAGUUGAAACUUAUUUUACUGAGAGCCAACAUCUUUCGAGAGGCCACUUGGCUGCUAAAACAGAUUUUGUCUUCGCUUUUGGUGAGAGGUCAACAUUUCACUAUGUGAAUUGUGCCCCACAGUGGACGGGGUUUAACGGUGGUAACUGGAACACUUUGGAAGUAGAUCUCAGGAAUCAUGUACAUGACGCUGGAUACGAUACAAUAAUUUAUACAGGAACCUAUGAUGUGACAGAUCUUGCAAAUGAAUAUGGUGCGCGAGUGGAAAUUUAUCUUUACAAAGACUCUAACAAUAACCCAGUGAUACGAGUACCUCAGUAUUAUUACAAGGUCGUAUACGAGCCUGCUUCAAAGCGUGGAAUUGCAUUCGUUGGUAUUAACAACCCGUAUUAUACAUCAAAGGAUGCGCGGGACCUCUUCUUUUGUAAAGACAUUUGUAGAUCUGGAAACUUUCGCUGGCUAACGUGGCAUCCGGAUGAUCCUGCAGAAGGUUAUACAUUCUGUUGUACAGUAUCCGAUUUUCGAAGUACUAUUAGACACUUGCCAGAUUUCGAAGUGACUAGUAUAUUGCCGUAGUUUAUUAGGAAAAAUCCUCUAUGUAAAGUUGUUUUGAUCUUUUGUUUGCUAAAUAUAUUCUGGAAUAUUGACAAAAAAAAAAUAGUUUGAUUAACAGCUUUAAGGUUGAAUGUCCUCAGUGAAUAUAUUAUAAUAUUUUGUUAUCAUACCGGACAUGCCAUUACGACCCUUGUGUGACACAGUUAAACCUUAGUAUGAGAUAUUAUAUCUUAUCAACAUUCAUGAGUUCAAAAGUUGAAAAAAUAAUGUCAAAAUAAAAUGGACCCAAAUUUUCUUGAUUUAAAGUCAAAAGUUCAGUACCAUCGGUUUUAAUUUUGCAACGUUUCCACUUUGAGCGUUGGCUGUAGAUAUAUGGACAAACUUGAGCAUUAAAACAAGGCUAUUAAGGACCAUUUCAUUUUAGCGCUAGUGUUUCGA
Messenger RNA from Maniola jurtina (meadow brown), 1759 nucleotides. RefSeq lists its product as uncharacterized. Gene Ontology annotation, cellular component: nucleus; mitochondrial inner membrane. The record is from RefSeq and is a predicted model, not a curated record. Lineage: Eukaryota; Metazoa; Arthropoda; Insecta; Lepidoptera; Nymphalidae. Bases 137 to 1342 code for a protein of 401 amino acids. Gene Ontology annotation, biological process: apoptotic DNA fragmentation. The transcript has a single exon. Gene Ontology annotation, molecular function: nucleic acid binding; single-stranded DNA endonuclease activity; RNA endonuclease activity.